AUGACUUCUCAAGAUCCACAAGUCCAGAAGGUUGAAGCUUUAGUAUUUCUCUCUCGCGGAUACGUUAACCAUGUUCUAAAUGAAGGGCAGGUCAUGCAAAUUGCGCUUGCCGGAAUUUGCACGCAUGCAGCAUUGAUCGGAGGCUUCAAGCACCUCGCUACUCUCACGCCUCCUGAGAUAAUGGAGGCUAUCAAAUGGAAUUACAUCAUGCAGUGCUUUGGUAUUCUGGCCUUUAUUCCCCCCAAGCUUUCCGACCACAGGGUUCAUAGUAAAUGCUGGGAUCCGAAUGUUCAGAAAAACUUCUCCAUCUUCCAGGGAUCUAUCAACGUUACAGCUGAUGUCAUACUAGGCUUGCUGCCGAGUAGCCUCAUUGCAACCCUAAAUAUGCCUUCUAGACGACGUAUCGCACUCUGUAUUCUGAUGGGUCUCGGGUUGUUCGCUGCUGCUGUUGGGAUUGUCAAGAUCACCUAUCUAGCUUCUCUCACUGCCCGUUCAGAUAUUACCUGGGACACGUACGAUCUAGUCGUCUGGAGCGGCGCUGAAAACUUCGUUGUCUUGGCUUGCGGAAGCAUUCUACCCAUGAAGCCUCUUUACGAUCGUUUUAUCUCGGACAACCGCCUCUUCAGUUGGGCUACUGGGAAGUCUACUACGCACUCUUAUCUCGCGCGGGCGAUUAAAGACUCUGGAGAUUCCAUUCCUCCAAGCGUAGAGUCUACAGGCCCGUUUGUGAAGCCGAGUUUCUCUGAUUUGAGUGCAACACAGGUCUCAGUGGACCUGCCUUGA
This is a messenger RNA of Lindgomyces ingoldianus, 783 nucleotides long. RefSeq lists its product as uncharacterized. The transcript is spliced from 5 exons. Bases 1 to 783 code for a protein of 260 amino acids. The record is from RefSeq and is a predicted model, not a curated record. Lineage: Eukaryota; Fungi; Ascomycota; Dothideomycetes; Pleosporales; Lindgomycetaceae.